AUCGCUGUUACUCCCUCCCUCCCUCCUUCUCCUUCUCUCCUCCUUGUCUUUCCUGUCGCGUCGUCCAUCUUCCGCCUUCCUUCUUCUUGAUUCCCUCCCCCUUGCUACUUCUGCCUCCGAAGCACGGUCUCUUUCGAAUCGUUGGAUUUCGACUGGACAACAGAAUCACCACAUCAGAUGCUUGCAAUCGAUCAUGUGCCCGCAGUGAUGGUGAGGCACCAGCACUUCGCCUCUAGUGCAUCCAGCUCACUCUUCGACGAGGCUUUGGAGUACAUGGAACAGAGCAACCUCACAGGGUCUCACUCGCGCUUUCACAGCCCUCUGCCACGUUCUUGCUCCUCAUGCAGCGCAACAAGCGGGACAAGCUCCGACAGUUCGAAUGCUCAGGAGCAAGACCUUGUCUCUGCGCUUCUUGAACUCUCGGGAAAUAGCAAGGUGGCUAACCCCUCAGAUUCCUGCUCGGCGCAUGCUCUGGAAGACGUGAAACCGCAGUUCCUUCCUUGGAGCUUGGUCGCGUUGAUGCCCCCGGGAAGCAAGCACGUCUUUCCGUCAAACUUUACGUACCCCUUGAUGGAAAAUAGAACGCGCUCGCCGGAUUUCUCGGACGAUUCUAACAUGCACUUGUUUAGCUCGAUGUAUGCAGGAUCCAAAGCUCAUCCCAGCAAAUUAAAGAGGAAGCAUCAUUCGCAAGAAUCAGUAGCUGUCCUCCAGGAAUGGCUGUUCGCGAACAUGUCAAAGCCAUUUCCAACUAACUACGAGAAGAAGGAGUUGGCCAUGAAGAGUGGGUUGAGUCAAGCUCAAAUAGUUCAUUGGUUCAACAACGCAAGAAAGCGAAUCUGUAGAGUCCUAAACAAAGCAAACUAGACUAAAUUAAACACGAGCUUCGUGGU
Messenger RNA from Guillardia theta CCMP2712, 890 nucleotides. RefSeq lists its product as hypothetical. The record is from RefSeq and is a predicted model, not a curated record. The coding region runs from base 208 to 864 and encodes 218 amino acids. NCBI's taxonomy places the organism in Eukaryota, Cryptophyceae, Pyrenomonadales, Geminigeraceae. Gene Ontology annotation, molecular function: DNA binding. Gene Ontology annotation, biological process: regulation of DNA-templated transcription. The transcript is spliced from 3 exons.